Cladophialophora psammophila CBS 110553 is the source of this 1755-nucleotide messenger RNA. RefSeq lists its product as uncharacterized. The coding region runs from base 1 to 1755 and encodes 584 amino acids. NCBI's taxonomy places the organism in Eukaryota, Fungi, Ascomycota, Eurotiomycetes, Chaetothyriales, Herpotrichiellaceae. The transcript is spliced from 3 exons. The record is from RefSeq and is a predicted model, not a curated record.
AUGAGUCCUCCUCAGAGGUACUCGUUCGUCAACGCGCGCCCCCAAACGAAGGCCGAGAAGCGUCAGACUCGCACUGCAAUCCGGUCGCACAUCGGACGAUGGACACAGGAGAACCAGCAGAAGACCGAGGGCAGUAGAAGUGCAGCGAGUACGAGAGCCUCGCCCGAAUUAUCACGGACAGACUCCCUCUCCCCGGGCGAGUCGGUGCAGUCACAAUCACAGCAUCAUCCUCGGCUAAAAGUGGCAAGGCCGGGCGAUACCGACAGUUCAAGCAGCGCAAGUAAUUUCGAUCAAGAAAGCACGAGCGACGACGUCGACGAUGACACCGGACUUACCGUCACUGCUCCACCCCGGCUCCGUCCAAGGCUCUCUCCCGCUUCGAGGUCCACUUCGCAUUCUUUUAUUCAGGUGUUGGGAUCAGGGGUGCUGGAUCCAUUUCAGACCUAUCCCUCAGCAUUUCCUUCAUCGUUGAUAUCGCAAUGCCACGAAUAUUCAUUGCAGGUAGUUUGGCCAGGCUUGACACCCCGGUCUGUGAGCGGCUCAGAAUCUGCCGCUAUCAAGGGCUGGUUUCCGAUGGCACUCAACGAUACGGUUGCGCUGCACUCGCUCUUGUUUGGUGCCCUCAGUCACCAAAGACUUAACCUGUUAAAAGGAUCAACGCAACCUGAUGACCCAGCGGUAAUCCGCCUGGAACAGGAUAUGCGGCGAUGCGAGGCUGAAUCCAUCACUUUAAUCAACAAAGCCCUCCGCGAUCCAAACAACGUUAUCACAGAUGCAAUACUCGUCUCUGUCCUUGCAAUGGCGACAAAUGCGUGGGACUUGACCCUUCAACGCUUCCAGACUCAACCUGCCACUCAGCCGGUCUUUGAUCCUUUGUUGAAAAGCCUUCAAUGGCUGGACGUUUAUGGUCUGCUCAGCGCUCACCCCAUCCACGCGGCUGGCCUCGUUCAAUUAGUCGCACUGAGGGGUGGCUUGAAGAACAUCGAGACAACCGGCCUGGCUGCUAUCAUAUCCUACUCCGGCGUUAUUCAGGCGAGUAGGACAUUGACUCAACCAGUCUUUCCUUUUAUACCGCUGGCUGACGACGGCGAUCGAACUGCAACGCUCUGGGGAAUGCUGGGCACAUGCCCAAGUGAACUUAGGGACGAGUUUACUUAUAGUAGUCUGUUUAACCUGGGUCUCACCGUGGAGCUUGCAGUCGUGUGGGUUGCGAUACAGCGAUACGAACAUGGCGUGGAAAUAUUCGUCGAUGGUGCGCUUCCAGACCUGGAUCUCUCUCGUUUGUGCGACCGGCGCAACUUGAUUCAACACACUCUUUUAUCGCUUCCCUCGCACACAGAUUUAGCACCAGCUGCUCGACCACGGCCCAUCUACGAACCGAUGCGACUUGCCAUGCUGAUAUACUCCCUUACUGUGAUCUUCCCUCUCCCACCGCAGACUGCCCCAAUAGCUCUCUUAACUCGGCAACUAAAAGCUGCGCUUCGAGAGUCCGACAUGCGCUCUAGCUGGUCAUCAUCACAUCAGGCCCAGCGCCUUCUGAUGUGGAUUCUUGUCAUAGGCGGUGUCGCCGUCCGAGACGUAGCAGAAGAGCGGCUUUGGUUCGUUGCUGCCCUUGGGAGAAUGUCGGCGCGGACCGGGAUUAAGAAGUUUGACGAUCUGAAGAAAAAUGUUUUAAAGCGCAUCCUCUGGCUGGACCGGGCGUGCGACGCGGCAGGGAGAUCGCUGUGGGCGGAGAUGCUGGAACUUGGUGGUUGA